GAAACUGCCGGCGUGGAUUCGAUGGACGUUGAAAAAACGGGCGAAAGUAAUGCUUUGCCAGAGGCCUUUGCUGUUGAAGUUCUUCAUAUGGUGAGAGAAGCUCAACAACAGCAUGGAUUAAGACAUGGCGAUUACCAAAGAUACAGGAGUUAUUGCACAAGGAGGCUGAGGCGUAUUAGGAAAAGCUUACACUUUCCUCAAGGCUCUAAAUACAAAGUCCAGCCCAAGAAAAUUACAGAAGAAAUGCUGACUGAUGUAAAAUACCUUUUCCUUCCAUUAGUGAGUGCAGAGAGGGCUUGGAGUUAUGCUAUGCAGCUCAAGUCAGAGGCCAACACAGAACCAAGGAAACGGUUUCACUUGAGUGCUAGGUUGAGGAAAGCCGUAGGAUUUGCUGAAGAAUUUGCCAAGUUGUGUGAGAGUAACAAAGUUGAUGCUAGAACUAAGUUAGAGGCGCAGGCCUAUUUUUCAUGGAUGAAGGCAACCUUAUUAUUUGAAUUAGAAAACUGGAGCAGCAGUAUAGAAUUCUUCACAAAAGCUAAGACCAUUUAUGAGAAGCUUGCCAGUGCAUUCACUGAGGACAUCCAGGCUCUGUACCACCAGAGAGUUGAGGAGAUCGCCCCUAAUAUACGAUACUGUGCCUACAACAUUGGUGAUGAGACUGCUAUCAAUGACCUGAUGCAGAUGAGGCUGAAGUCUGGCAAAGAGGAUAUGCUGACUACGAAAAUUGAUGAAUUGCUUUCUCAAACAAGGGAGAAACAGACAUCCACCCUCUCAGAGGUCACCUGGCGAGGACAUGUGAUACCUGUGAAAAACGAAGCAGUCCGGGCCUUCCUGCUAAGUGUUCAAGCGAGUGACAAGGAGUUGGCUGCUACAGAAGACGUGGAUAGUAAGGUGUCCAUUUAUGGAAGUCUGCUGAAUGAGUGUAUAGAUGCACUGCAGUCAUUAAGGGAUGAACUUAAGAAUGAUCCGAUAUUCAAAGCCACCCAGAGAGGCCAGAAGGCUGAAGGGAAAAUAUCCAAAGUGCAGUUACUACAUACGUAUGUUACGUACCUGCGUCAAACCAAAACUAUAGACCGUAACCUGCUUAUGGUGGAGUCGUUGAAAGUACAACUAGGCAAAGUACAAGAGGGCAAAAAGAUGGUGAAACCACAAGAUAUAGCACGACUCUAUGAUAUAAUAAUACAGAACUUAGCAGAUAUUCCUAAUCUAGUAGGCUUAGAAGAUGAUGUAACUAUUUUAGCUGAGACAGAAACUCAGAUGGAGUGCUAUAAAGCUUUUAGGUGCUUCUAUAUUGCUCAGACAUAUGCCAGUGCCAAGAAGUGGGCGGAGGCCUUAGCGUUGUAUGAACAGGUCCUUAUAUAUGCCAAGGGGGCCGUUGCUGGCUACAAGAAGAUUACUGGUAAUCACUUUAGGAAUCCAAAGUCCGAGAUUGAAUCACUACAAACAUUGAUCAAAGAUGUUGAUGGGUUGAAGUACUCGUGUCACGCUGCCAGUAUUUUAGAUCUGGAAGACACAACAGACCAGAUGGCAGCAGUAGCAAUCAAACCAAAAAAGCCUCUCGUAGACAGACUGGAUGACUUCGUCGACGACGCGACGCUCACGGGGAAGAAACCCAACCUGGUGCCCUUCCCGCCUGACUUUGAACCUGUGCAGUGCAAACCUUUAUUCUUUGACUUGGCCUUGAAUCACGUUGAAUUUCCGUCACUCGAUGAUCGUAUGGAGCAGAAGAAAGCAAGUGGAAUUACUGGAAUGGUUAAAGGGUGGUUGUGGGGAAAAUGAGGGACGUUUAGUAUUUAGCAAUUCUGGUCUAGGUUGUAUUUAUAUUAAUUUUAUCCUGCGGCAGCAGACGCCUGUAUUUGGAGAGCUCCAGUGCUAAAGUUUUGUCAGCAUUUUGUUCUGAAGGAUUCGAAAAUAGUUCUGCCUGUGUAAUGAUUAGGAUGAAGUUCUUGGGUAAGACAGGGUCAAGUCAAAAUGGUGACGUUGAGCUCGACCAAAAUGUUCUUUCUGUGUUCUGACUAAUUGAUGUACAUUCCCAGGGGAUUUUACAUUCAUUUCUAUGCGUGGUCUUGCUCAACUUCAGAGUUUGACAAUGGCCUGUCUCCAUUGCUGCCAUCAAAGUUUUCUGUCAUGAUGUCUAUCGAAGGAGGUCGCUUUUAGCUGAAAUGGUCUUGAAUUGGGUCCAGCAACCUGGCCAAUAGUUGUGGGAGGACGACUAACCAGUAUUUUGGUCCUCAGCAUCAUGACAUGAUGGACCAAAAUACUUGUCCGAUGACGUCAUAAACUACAACACAUUACAAAAUAGAAGAUGUUACAAAGUAUAUCACUGCUGGGAAUGAUGCCAAAGCGAAUCAUGGAACGUCCUUGAGCAUCAGCUUUGAAUUUCAGUCAUGGGUACAGAUUAUGUGUGUUGUCAUAUCCUAGCAUUUGCUUCAGAACCAGUUGGCGUUCAGAUGUCGGGGCUUGGUUGAUGAAAAUGCAUUUUUAUCUUGGUAUGAGCUGUUCUUGCAUUAUCUCCCACCGUGAAGUUCAGUAACACCAAGAUAAAAUCAUACUCUAGAUUAGUGACAUUGCAAUUUGAACAGUUUGCACUGGAUUCAUGUGAAUGUCUGUAUGCUGUAAACCAUCAUGGUUCACACUAGUCGUUUUUGAAAACGUGCCUGGUUGGAGCACAUUUGUGUUGAAUUUGCAAACACUUUGAACCGUGGGAUCGAGUUGUCAAUCCAUUCAUUUGUUGCUGUACUGAAAUAAUGUUUUUAAUUCGAUUGUCUAUUAUCUUGUGCUGAAAAUAACACAGUAGGAAUCUGUGGGUGCCAAGGUUGAGCUCAGUAUGAUUCUUGAAGUAAUAAAUAUUAUGUAAAGUC
This is a messenger RNA of Lineus longissimus, 2861 nucleotides long. RefSeq names its product signal recognition particle subunit SRP68-like. Bases 22 to 1779 code for a protein of 585 amino acids. Gene Ontology annotation, biological process: SRP-dependent cotranslational protein targeting to membrane. The transcript is spliced from 12 exons. Gene Ontology annotation, cellular component: signal recognition particle, endoplasmic reticulum targeting. Gene Ontology annotation, molecular function: protein binding; signal recognition particle binding; 7S RNA binding. The record is from RefSeq and is a predicted model, not a curated record. NCBI's taxonomy places the organism in Eukaryota, Metazoa, Nemertea, Pilidiophora, Heteronemertea, Lineidae.